AACCAAAACAGUGAGAACCGAUUCGCGAGCUCGCGCUGUGUUUCCGUCAGUCAUUGAAGCCUUCGCCCAAGUCGCGUCGCAGUUCGUCAGUCAGUUCAGUUCAGUUUCAGUCGCAUUUCCAAGACGUCAAACGAGUCGAAAGGUCGCAUCUCUGCCAUAGUGGUAAAGUUUUUAUUCGCGUGUAAAUUGUGUUUUCACAGAGAACAUAAUUACGGAUUAGGACAACGUGUGCCUACCAAAUAGCAAGCAGUGUGAUUUAACAGUGUGACGAAGUCUGACUCUGACUCGGUCUAUAGAAACAACAAAAAACACAAUCGCACCGGUAAAUCGUCCACCACAUCGAACAUGGCCGAAAAAGCGAUCCCGGAUGCCGGGGCCGACGAGCAGCAGAUCGGAUUCCUGACCAGUGUCAUCAACGAGAUCAUCUACAGCCCGCUGAAUCUGGUCCUGGUGGGAGUGAUCACCAUACUGGUGUACAAAAUCUUCCGCAGCCAGAGGCCACCGGCGGCUGGGCCCCCGCCGGAGCCGGAACUUCCCCGCCUGCGGCGGGACUUCACCGUGUCGGAACUGCUGCAGUACGACGGCAAGCAGGCGGACGGGCGGGUACUUGUUGCCGUCAAUGGCAGCGUGUAUGAUGUAACCAAGGGAAAGCGCUUCUACGGACCCGGUGGUCCGUAUGCAGCCUUCGGUGGUCGCGAUGCUUCCCGUGGAUUGGCCACUUUCAGUGUUACCAGCAACGAUAAGGCCGAGUACGAUGAUCUGAGCGACUUGACUCAGAUGGAGAUGGAAUCGGUCCGGGAAUGGGAAGCUCAGUUCAAAGAAAAAUACAUCCUCGUCGGUCGCCUGUUGAAGCCUGGCGAGCAGCCGACCAACUACUCGGACGAGGACGAGGACACCCCGAACGAAUCGACGCCCACCGGAGACAGCAAGAGCGCAUCCACGAAGGAUGAAACGAAACCCGCCGCCGCAGCCGCAGCACCGGCUCCAUCUUCGCCCAAGAAGACGGCCGACAGCAACAGUAGCAGUAGCGUGGCGACCAGUGAAACGGCAGCGGCGCCCACCGAGGCCACCUCCAAGGUGGAGGAUGUGAAAUCCGGUGGCGAUUCGAAGGCCGCGACCGAGUGACGCCCCUGCCCAAGCGGUAGCAGCAGCGGAAGCGAUACUAGAGGUAACAAUAGCGACAACAACAGUAGGUUAGACGGAAGUAGGCAUGGGGACGACGAUGACGAUGAAGAUGGAGCACGCAGCAGACCGUUCGAUCAGCAUAGUAUUUGCGAUAUGUUUGGAUUUUAACGAACCUUCCGCGGGGCGGCGGGCACGUGACGUAACGAAAGGAGAUAGCGAGGGUCUUUUACACUGACGAAAAGCAGGGUUUUGCAUGAGGCUUGCUGCUAAUAGGAUUCUUGUAUGGCGUGUUUAGUGACAAACGUGCUAUAAUUAUAGCUGUUUUAUAUUCAAUGUGCGUAUUUGUAUUUAGAGAUGUCGCCGUUGGUGAAGAUCGGCACCAGCAAGGGCGAUCUCGAUUGGCGUUUGUAGCAUGUUACCCAUCCAAUAAAACAACAUUCAAACGAUAUGUGAACGUUUUAUACAGUAGUAGAAGGACGGAUUUUGGUGCUACCUUAACGCAUUUCUGUGGGUCUCAUCAUUUCCAGGCUGUAUUCACUUAAGAGCAUGUUUGAUCGACAUACACAAACAUGUUCUUGAUUAUUUUUGUUUUCUAUCACAUUUUUUACUUGAUUUUUAAAACAUUAUUCUCAAUUGGAUCAAUAUAUUUUCCACUAAACAUGUUUCUCAGAGCCAUUAUUAACAAUAGUCAAUAUUUUUUUUUCAAAUUGAGUGUGUCAGGUUGGGUCUUCUUCAGAAAAUCUCAAUGAGGUGCCCCAUAAUUCGUCUUGUAUGUCUUCUUGCCAUUGUUUUUUUACGACUGAUCGAAAUCGAAGCUUUGAUUUUGAAAAAGUUUUAUCUAUUUUUCCCCAAUAAUAACAUGUUUGUCCGUCCAUGUUUAUGUUAAUGAUCCACAUUUUUCCAUCUCUUGGCCAUUUGGUUCUUGAGUAUUUCAUUCCAAUUUACUAUUCCAAAUAUGUUUACAAAUUUAUAGUACUUAGCAAAUUUUGAUCUAGGCCUAACAAAACCUAUCUUUUUUUUUCAAUCGGAAAUGCUUCUGCACUGUAUCGGAAUGUCGCGUCUUUCAUCGUCUCUCUUGUCACAAACGAACACAAUAUUAUGUCUCUGAACCAAAAAACAAUGGAAAAUUUUAUACGAAGAAAAUCUAUAACAUAAAUACGGCUAUCAACACUGAAAAAAAUAUUCGAUAUGCAUAUUAUAAAUGGAACAAUUUAUGGUGUCUUGGUAUUGAUAUGCAAAACUACACUAAAUCUUGGUCGUAACAGGAGUAACUACACACGCAUACAAAAGGCUUAAACAGCAAAAGUUGUUUAAUAAGUGGGAAUUUAGAAACUACAUAGAUCGUAAUUGUUUCGCAAAAUACAAACAAAAUACAAAACAAAAAAAACGAGAAAGAUGACUUCUAUUUACAACAUACAUAACCUUAAACACACAAACAACAACUUAAUUAUGAUGAUACCUGUCUACCGAUUUGACGAUCCACAUAGAUCGAAUAAUUCCUAAAAAUUUAUUAAUCUAGGGGGCAUACUUUUCGUUUUUUCAGAUAAUUCUUUCCCUCUUCGUCGCAAUUCGUAUACUUUCCAAGCAAUUUGUGUAAAUUAACCAAAAUUUAUUCUAAUAAAAAAAUAAAAAAAAAACGUUAAGACUUCAAAGUUUGUUGCUUGGUUGUUUUACAACUAUGAAAGAGAAUAGCUUAUAAGUGUUUUUUGCUAAGGAAUUUGUAAUUUAACGUCUCACCUUUUUUUUAAUUAGCAAAAGGAAUGGGAGCGGUAAAAGAUGAGUUUAACAGUUAAGAAAGUUUAUAAGAGAUGAAUAAUUUUGGUAGCUUUUUUAGGGCAGUCAGAGCGCUCCAAACACGCAGACAAAGAAUUAUCUAACACAGUAAGACCAGUACGAUAAUAGGCCGAACUUUGUGGUUCCAACAUAUUCCGUUUGAGUCGGAAGGGAUAACUCGAAAAGUAGCAGUAGGAAAAGGUUUCAUAACAUGGAAGAAUGAUUCGUGAACAUAACAGUUAUGAUGAUUAGGAAUGUGUCGGAACUAUCAAGUGGGAACGAGGCAGGAAAAUAAAUUUCGUACACUACUACAUUGAGUAAGUUUAGACAAAAUUA
Armigeres subalbatus is the source of this 3234-nucleotide messenger RNA. RefSeq names its product membrane-associated progesterone receptor component 1-like. The record is from RefSeq and is a predicted model, not a curated record. Gene Ontology annotation, cellular component: membrane; endomembrane system; endoplasmic reticulum. The transcript is spliced from 4 exons. NCBI's taxonomy places the organism in Eukaryota, Metazoa, Arthropoda, Insecta, Diptera, Culicidae. Bases 346 to 1125 code for a protein of 259 amino acids.